This is a messenger RNA of Thunnus maccoyii (southern bluefin tuna), 6069 nucleotides long. It is a transcript of the gene gbf1, whose product is annotated as golgi brefeldin A resistant guanine nucleotide exchange factor 1. Gene Ontology annotation, biological process: regulation of ARF protein signal transduction. Gene Ontology annotation, molecular function: guanyl-nucleotide exchange factor activity. NCBI's taxonomy places the organism in Eukaryota, Metazoa, Chordata, Actinopteri, Scombriformes, Scombridae. The transcript is spliced from 40 exons. Bases 310 to 5937 code for a protein of 1875 amino acids. The record is from RefSeq and is a predicted model, not a curated record.
AGUGCACAGCUUUUCCACGUCAGUGUGUUUACUGAGAGACUGACAGCUGCAGGAAGCUUCACUUUAUUCACUUAUGCAGCGCUUUAUGGCGAGUGAAUGAAUACGCGCUGUUUGGAAAUAUCACGUUCUGACGCAGUGGAAUGUCCGCUAAUGUUAAUUUGUCUGUUUGUCGCAGUGAAUUGAACUUCGGUCUUCUUCAGUCACUGUUGGCCGGCUAGCCUGCUAGCUUGCCGAGCUAGGCUAGCUAGCAUUAACUAACGUUACAGCUUGACUCCAUCUUUGAAAUAGAAGCCAUAAACAGAAAGCAGCAUGGUGGACAAGAAUAUCUACAUCGUCCAGGGUGAAAUUGGUACUGUUGUCGGGGCUAUCAAGAGGAACUCCAGAUGGAACACCCACACUCCACUGGAUGAAGAACAAGACCCACUACUGAACAGCUUUGGCCACCUCAAGGAAAUACUCAACAGCAUAAAAGAACUGUCAGAUGUCGAACCCAACGUUUUCCUGAGGCCCUUUCUAGAAGUGGUCCGCUCUGAGGACACCACAGGACCCAUCACUGGCCUUGCCCUUACCUCUGUCAACAAGUUCCUUUCAUAUGGCCUUAUAGAUGCCAACCAUGAAGCAGCAGCUGAGGCCAUUGAGAACAUGGCAGACGCAGUCACACAUGCCAGAUUCGUGGGAACAGACCCUGCCAGUGAUGAAGUGGUCCUUAUGAAAAUUCUACAGGUCCUGAGGACUCUGCUGCUGACACCAGUUGGAGCCCAUCUGACCAAUGAGUCUGUUUGUGAGAUCAUGCAGUCCUGCUUCCGUAUCUGCUUCGAGAUGCGCCUAAGUGAGCUCCUCAGGAAAUCAGCUGAACAUACACUGGUUGAUAUGGUGCAGCUACUGUUCUCCAGACUACCCCAGUUCAAAGAGGAGGCCAAGAGUUAUGUGGGUGCCAACAUGAAGAAGUUGAAGAUGCGUGCUGGAGGAAUGAGUGAGUCAUCUAAAUGGAAGAAGCAGAAACGCUCGCCAAGGCCACCUCGCCACAUGGUCCGAAGUCCCUCUGGUCAGAUGGAUCCAACCACCCUCAGCAACAACUUAUCUGGUGGUGUCCCGUUCAUUGAGCAGGGCUCAUCCACCUCUACCUUACCAGCUUCAGACAGUGCUGGCUCGUCCAUCUCCAGCCCUACAACUACAGACAGCGGCCUGGACACCUGUUCCAAGGCCACCUCCAAGGAAGACCUUUCUGACCUGGAACAGUGUAGCUCAUCUGCAACCACGCCAAGCACAGCUACCACCCUCACCUGUUCUGAGUCUGGCUCUCCAGAUGCACAGCCUGAGGGAAGACAGGUUGAACCAGCUCAGUCAGCCUCAGUGGAGUCCAUACCUGAGGUUCUGGAGGACAAAGACUCCAUCACAGAACAGUCAGACAGCACCUCUGUUCACGACAUGGACUAUGUCAACCCCAGAGGAGUCCGUUUCACACAGUCCACACAAAGAGACGGAGCAUCUCUCAUUCCCUAUGGCCUUCCAUGUCUAAGGGAGCUUUUCCGCUUUCUGAUCUCACUGACUAACCCCCAUGACCGCCACAAUACUGACGCCAUGAUGCACAUGGGCCUGCAGCUACUGACUGUAGCACUGGAGUCUGCACACAUUUCUAACUACCAGUCAUUACUAGGACUGGUCAAAGAUGAGCUCUGCAGACAUCUCUUCCAGUUGCUGUGUGUGGACCGUAUGAACCUCUAUGCUUCCUCAAUAAGAGUUUGCUUCUUGCUUUUUGAAAGUAUGAGAAUGCAUCUGAAAUUUCAGCUUGAGAUGUACCUAAAGAAACUGAUGGACAUCAUCACAUCAGAGAAUAUUAAGAUGCCCUAUGAAAUGAAGGAAAUGGCUCUGGAGGCACUGGUCCAGCUGUGGAGGAUCCCCAGCUUUGUCACUGAGCUGUACAUCAACUAUGACUGUGACUUCUACUGCUCCAAUCUAUUUGAAGACCUCACCAAGCUACUUUCAAAGAAUGCCUUCCCAGUGUCAGGGCAGCUCUACACCACCCAUCUCCUGUCACUAGAGGCUCUGCUGACAGUGAUUGACAGCACUGAGGCUCACUGCCAGGCCAAGGUGCUCAACAACACUGCUCAGCAAGACCAGUCAGAAACAUUGCUGGCGGAGGGGGAAGGUUCAGCGAAAAACGGAACAGACACUACAACUGAUCUUAAUAGACUGGGCAGUACCAAUGGUCUUAGUCUUCCACAAGCUGAGAAUGCUCCAGUAUGUCCACCUACCAGUGGACAUUUGAUGGCAGAGAAAAUGAGACUGGGUAGACAGGAUCAAGGAGAUAGUGAUACUGCUGAGAAGAGAGCCCCGAAAAAGCCUCAACGUUUCUCAUCAUAUUUACCCGAUUCCCAAGAGUUGAUGGAAAUCAGAACAAAGAAAAAGCUGCUGAUCACAGGCACAGAGCAGUUUAACCAGAAGCCCAAGAAGGGAAUCCAGUUCCUGCAGGAGAAAGGCCUCCUCAGUAACCCCAUGGACAACAACCAAGUGGCCCAGUGGCUCAGAGAAAACCCCCGACUGGACAAAAAGAUGAUUGGCGAGUACAUCAGUGAUCGCAAGCACAUGGAGCUCCUGGACAGCUUUGUCAAUACAUUCACCUUCCAGGGGCUUCGUAUUGACGAGGCCCUGCGGCUCUACCUGGAGGCCUUCAGGCUUCCUGGGGAAGCUCCAGUUAUCCAGAGACUCCUGGAAACCUUCACAGACAAUUGGCAUAAAGUGAAUGGCUCUCCUUUCAUGACCAACGAUGCAGGCUUUGCCUUAGCCUAUGCUGUCAUUAUGUUGAACACCGACCAGCAUAACCACAAUGUCCGCAAGCAGAAUAUCCCCAUGACUGUAGAGCAAUUCAAGAAGAAUCUGAAGGGAGUGAAUGGAAACAAAGACUUUGACCAGGACAUGUUGGAGGACAUCUAUAAUGCUAUCAAGAAUGAGGAGAUUGUGAUGCCUGAUGAGCAGACAGGUUUAGUGAAGGAGAACUACGUAUGGAGUGUGCUGCUACACCGCGGCGCUACACCUGAGGGGGUUUUCCUCAACCUGCCACCCGGCAGCUACGACCAUGAUUUGUUCACUAUGACCUGGGGUCCCACCAUCGCUGCCCUCUCCUACGUCUUCGAUAAGAGCCUGGACGACAACAUCAUCCAGAAGGCCAUCACUGGCUUCAGGAAAUGUGCAAUGAUAGCAGCUCACUAUGGCUUCAGUGAUGUUUUCGACAAUUUGAUCAUCUCCCUGUGCAAGUUCACCACUCUGAGCAGUGAGUCUGUAGAAAACCUUCCUACAGUGUUUGGCAGCAACAGUAAGGCGCAGACAGCAGCCAAGACAGUGUUUGACCUCGCCCAUCGGCACGGCAACAUCCUGAGGGAGGGCUGGAAGAACAUCAUGGACUCCAUGCUGCAGCUGUUCAGGGCCGAACUCCUGCCCAAAGCCAUGGUCGAGGUGGAGGAUUUCGUGGAGCCAAAUGGGAAAAUUUCUCUUCAAAGAGAGGAAACACCUUCAAAUCGUGGUGAGUCAGCAGUGUUGAGUUUUGUCAACUGGCUGACCCUGAGUGGAGCUGAGCAGUCAGGACUCAGAGGACCGUCCAUGGAAAACCAGGAGGCCAAACAGGCCGCCAUCCUCUGUAUAAAGCAAUGUGACCCAGAGAAGCUGAUCACAGAGAGUAAAUUUCUACAACUGGAGUCUCUACAGGAACUAAUGAAGGCUCUGAUAUCAGUCACCCCUGAUGAAGAGACUUAUGAUGAAGAGGACGCUGCCUUCUGCUUGGAGAUGUUGCUGCGUAUUGUUCUGGAGAACAGAGAUCGCGUGUCAUGUGUGUGGCAGACGGUGCGUGAUCACCUCUGCCACCUUUGCGUCCACGCUAACGAGAGUUGCUUCCUGGUGGAGAGGGCCGUGGUGGGACUCCUUCGACUCGCCAUCCGUCUGCUGCGACGAGAAGACAUCAGUUCCCAGGUGCUCCUCUCGCUACGUCGCCUGCUGAUGAUGAAACCACAAGUCUUGUCCCGGGUCAGCAGGGACGUGGCCUACGGCCUUCAUGAGCUGCUGAAGACUAACGCAGCCAACAUCCACUGCACAGAUGACUGGUACACACUCUUCUCCCUGCUGGAGUGCAUCGGAGCCGGAGUCAAACCUCCCGCUUCUUUCCAGCUCGCCUCCACCAGCAAUGACAUCGAUACAGGUGCCCAGUCAGACAGUGAGCUUCCCUCCCACCAUCCCAGUGAAGUGAGCUUAGACCGCGGCUAUACAUCUGACUCAGAGGUCUACACUGAACACAGCAAGACCAGGAUCCCCCGCUCCACAACAGACGUGGAUGUGGCGAGCAGCGGAUGGCUCGUGGUUGGUAAAGAUGACCUAGAGACGAGUAAGAUCACUCCACUAAGCUCUAAAGCUCAGCUGAAUCACCCACUGGUCAACCAGUACAGUCUGACGCUGGGUCAGGAUCUGGGUCAGCACGACACGAAGUCUCUCAUCAAAUGUGUGGAAACACUCUCUUUCAUCGUCCGUGAUGCCGCCCACGUCACCCCGGACAACUUUGAGCUGUGUGUCAGAGCCAUCCGAGUGUUUGUUGAGGCCAGCCUCAAUGGAGGCUACCGCAACCACGACAAGAAGAAGAGCCACAAGUAUGACUCCUCCAAGUCCCGGAUGAGGAAAAAGGUGGGGGGAAGGGAGAAGGAGGGUGGAGGCGGCACAAGGCGAGGUGGCAGCCGGGCAUCCAGCCAGCGUCCAUCACGUUCCCACAGUGACGACGAGGAGGAUGAGGGCGUCCCAGCCAGCUACCACACGGUGUCAUUACAGGUUAGUCAGGACCUGUUAGACCUGAUGCACACACUGCACACCCGGGCUGCCAGCAUCUACAGCUCCUGGGCAGAGGAACAGCGCCAUCUGGAGGCUGCAGGCAGGAAGAUCGAGGCAGACUCUCAGACUCUAUGGACCAGCUGCUGGUGCCCACUGCUGCAAGGCAUCGCUUGGCUGUGCUGUGAUGCCAGACGUCAGGUCCGUAUGCAGGCCCUUACCUACCUCCAGAGGGCUCUGCUGGUCCAUGAUCUGCAGACACUGGACGCCACCGAGUGGGAGUCCUGCUUCAAUAAGGUGCUUUUCCCCCUGCUGACUAAGCUGCUUGACAACAUCAGCCCUGCAGAUGUGGGCGGUAUGGAGGAGACAAGAAUGAGAGCCUGCACACUCCUGUCAAAGGUUUUCCUGCAGCACCUCUCACCUUUGUUGUCCCUGCCCACCUUUGCUGCCCUGUGGCUCACCAUUCUGGAUUUCAUGGACAAGUAUAUGCAUGCAGGAUCCAGUGACUUACUGUUGGAGGCGAUCCCUGAGUCUCUGAAGAACAUGCUGCUGGUGAUGGACACCGCGGGGAUCUUCCACAGUGCAGACUCCAGGACAGGAUACUCUGACCUGUGGGAAAUAACCUGGGAACGAAUCGUCUGCUUCCUGCCUUACCUGAGAGAGGAGCUCUUCAAACAGACCGUCAUAGCAGAUCCAGUACCUAGUCCUCCAGCAGAGCCUGUGCAGCCAACAUCUCCAGCAGGCCGGCCUCCCUCUCCCCAGGCGUCACCACCACCUGCCCAGCCACCCUCCCCAGUCCCUGUUCCAGUAACCCCAGCAGAGUCACAGACCCCCAGCAGGCCAGCAUCGCCCCAGGAGCCCCAACCAGCCAGUGCCAACGGAUCAGACCGAUCGUCUCCGGUCCCCACGUCGAUUCCCCCCAUGCCAGUACCGUUAACAACAUCUCCAGCCCAGGCUCCCUCUCCCCUGAGCCAGUCCCCCCUCAUCUUGCAGCCCCUCGCCUCUCCUCUGCAGGUGGGGGUCCCGCCCAUGUCCCUGCCAAUCAUCCUAAACCCCGCCCUCAUCGAGGCCACAUCUCCGGUACCACUGCUUCCUGGUCCCAGACCCACAAGCCCCUCUGACGAGGUCAAGUAACAGAACUGCAGCUCACAUAAAACCUCCACUCAAUACAACACCAACAGACCACCACCCAUUUUAAAGGACCAGUGUAUAAUAUUUAGGGGGAUCUAUUGGCAGAAAUAUUGGCAGAAAUAGAAUAUAAUAUUC